AUGCUGGAGUGGGUGUAUAUAGAGCUGAUUGGCACAGGGAUUUGUGUGAGGAGUGGUGGGUCUGAAAUAUUAUCUUUGUUUUCUUUACAUCUGCAGGGCGGUCUUCAGGAAGUUGCUGAUCAGUUGGAUUUGCAGAGAAUUGGAAGGCAACACCAGGCAGGCUCAGACUCGCUGCUGACAGGAAUGGCGUUCUUCAGGAUGAAAGAGUUGUUUUUUGAGGACAGUAUUGAUGAUGCCAAGUACUGUGGGCGGCUCUAUGGCCUAGGCACAGGAGUGGCCCAGAAGCAGAAUGAGGAUGUGGACUCUGCCCAGGAGAAGAUGAGCAUCCUGGCUAUCAUCAACAACAUGCAGCAGUGAUGGCGGCGAGGCUCUGUAGGGCGGGCCUGAUCCCAGAGUGGUGCUUAUAUGCUGACUGUGUGUACUGACCUUCCUCCCCAAGAGAAAACGCUUCUUUUGAGCAAACUGUACCUACCAUCUGCGGUGACAGAAAGACUUCUGUUGUGUUGAAGACAAAACAAACAAACAAACGACGUCUUUAUUUUAGAUCCAGAAGAGGGGAGUUUACUCUGAAUUUGUAAACAAGUCUUCCCUAUUCCUCAUCCCCAAGCCUCUCUCCAGUUGCUUCCUGCCACCAGCAUCCAUGGCUCAUUUGACACCUUUUUAAAUAUCCAGGACAAGUCAGAAACAGACUAGUAAAAUAUAUAUAACUCUUUAUCUGUUGUCAUUCUUUUUCUUUUAAAUCUUGCUACUCUCUGAGGAUGAAGACUUUUUGAUGUGAUUCUCAGCUGAGCUGAGGGCUUCCAGGGAAAGUGGAACAAAAUGGUGUUUUUGUAAAGUGGGUUAUAGAUGUCUUUUCCUCCCUUCCUUUUUUUUUUUGAACUUUCUCUAGGACAUUUGCUUUCCUCACAUUUUGUUAGUCUCUAAUUAUGUGCUAUUAUGUGGAAAUGAAUUAGUGCUGAAAUUUUGAAGACCAGAUAAUGAAAACUUUUAUUAAAAACAAAAUUCUUCUGAAUCUGUCUACCCUUUAUUCAUGAGGAACUCCAGAAUGGGUAUUAAGUUAACCACUUUACGUGUCUUUAAGUCUGUGUUCCAUUGUGCCACCGAGAUUUGCUGUCACAUGUCUAUCAUUUGAAAUCAUUUUAAGUUUUAAUAUAAUAAAGUAUCUUGGAUUUGUUCCUGAAUGAAAUAAGAUCAGAAUUUUGGACCGUAAGUUUAUAUUUUCAGUAAUGUGAUUUCAGAUGGUCAUCUGUGUUUUUCCACGUCUCUUUGUUUUCCCUGCUUUUCCUUUCAGCAAACCUGAGGAGAAGUUAGGGAGACUGGUUACGUGAGUACCAGGAAUGUGAUGAGUCUUUAAGAAGAGUCUUUAAGAAGUUAAUAGUGGUACAUGUAAACAGGGCAGUAAGGAAUUUGGUUAGAGUUCUCUUGGAGUAAUAUCCCACAAGUGGGGUAGGAAGCUCAGGACUGUUUUUUGUUUUUUUUAACUGGUCAUUUAAAAAGUACAUUGUAUUGUUUUUUGAAUGACUACAGUAUGGACAAUUUAGAAAAACCAAAAACCCCUUUGAAAUGGUGGAAAUGAAACUGGUAACUCACUGAAGUGGAUGGAUAGUCUUGCAUUUUAAAAGCUUAUGGAAAACUCAAUUUCAAAUGAUUCGAAAAUGUCAAGUAUUAUAAGCUGGUAUUUAAGAUGCUUGUAAAUAUUAUUUAUGUUUUUAAUUUUGUAAAAUAAAGAUUUCUUUUUAACCACUGG
Messenger RNA from Leptonychotes weddellii (Weddell seal), 1747 nucleotides. NCBI's taxonomy places the organism in Eukaryota, Metazoa, Chordata, Mammalia, Carnivora, Phocidae. The record is from RefSeq and is a predicted model, not a curated record.